Drosophila eugracilis is the source of this 1350-nucleotide messenger RNA. RefSeq names its product nucleosome assembly protein 1-like 1 (gene Nap1). The record is from RefSeq and is a predicted model, not a curated record. The coding region runs from base 156 to 1262 and encodes 368 amino acids. The transcript is spliced from 6 exons. Lineage: Eukaryota; Metazoa; Arthropoda; Insecta; Diptera; Drosophilidae. Gene Ontology annotation, molecular function: chromatin binding; histone binding. Gene Ontology annotation, cellular component: chromatin; nucleus. Gene Ontology annotation, biological process: nucleosome assembly.
AUAAGUGUGGCCGCAGGCAAUCGAAAAAUAGCACCUUUUCAAAGAAAAUGGACUCCUCACCCACGAUCCGAAGCGUUCCUUUUUAAACAUUUUCGUCGCGGUGCUCAUCGUUCGUCUGUUUCAAGUGAAGUGAAAUCAGCAUAAUAUAUUGAACAAUGGAGGCUCCACAAGAAGGAAACGUAGACCAGGAGUCCUGCAACGAAAUCGAGGACGAUAAGUCUGGCUCCGACUGCCAGACGAUGCCGGCCUACAUGAACUCUGUUUUGCGGCGCCAGUAUCUGCAGGAGAUGGUCAAGGCUUUACCCCCUCCGGUUCAGAAUCGGAUUGUUGCCUUAAAGAACCUGCAAUUGGAGCAUUUGAAAAUCGAAGCCGAAUUCUUUGAAGAGGUUUACAAGCUGGAGCAGAAGUACCAGGUCCAGUACCAGCCGUUGUUUGACAAGCGCAAGGAGAUUAUUGGGGGCACGGUGGACCCAGCCGAAGAGAAGCCGAACUGGAAGGAGCAGGAGUCAUUGACCGAGAACGUGGACCUUGAUAGCCUGCGAGAAUCAAUACAAAAUUUAAAGAAUAUUCCCCAGGACGCCAAGGGCAUUCCCGGCUUCUGGCUGACUGUAUUCCGCAACACGGCCAUUCUUUCUGAGAUGGUUCAGACCCACGACGAACCAGCUCUGGGAAAACUGAUCGAUAUAUCAAUCAAGUACGAUAAUGGGCAUUCGUACACCUUGGAGUUCCAUUUCGAUAAAAACGAGUACUUCUCCAACUCGGUACUUACAAAACAGUACGUUUUGAAGUCCACUGUUGAUCCUGACGAUCCGUUCGCAUUUGAAGGUCCAGAGAUUUACAAGUGCACGGGGUGCACCAUCAACUGGGAGAAAAAGAUGAACCUUACCGUCAAGACAAUCCGGAAGAAGCAGAAGCAUAAGGAACGUGGCGCAGUGCGCACCAUCGUCAAGCAGGUUCCAACGGAUUCCUUCUUCAAUUUCUUCAACCCACCAGAGGUUCCAGCCAACGAGGACGAAAUUGAUGAUGAAUCUCAACAGAUAUUGGCCACCGAUUUUGAAAUUGGUCACUUCAUUCGGGCCAGAAUUAUCCCAAAAGCCGUGCUUUACUACACUGGCGACAUUGUUGAUGAUGAGGACGACGAGGAUGAGGAGGAGUUUGAGAAUGAAGAGGAUGAUUAUGACGACGACGAUGCCCCUCCAGCAAAAGGCCAAAAGCCUGCCGGUAACAAGAAACAGUCGCCCAACGACUGCCCGAAUCAGUAAGCAAAUUGAUAUGGCUGGUUUACCGAUAUAAUGUAUAUACAUAAUUCAAAUUUAAUUUGAAAUAUAUUUUUGGUGAAUUAAAACUUAA